GGCAUUUUGAUGCGCGUCACAGCCUCAGUACUCGCCUCUCGCAAAGUCGACGACGACGAGUCUCGCUCUCUCUGUCUCUCUCUAAGCGAAAGGUGUUUGUUUGAAUGCCUGAAUCAAGCUCAGAUCCUAAUGAUGGUAGUGAUAUGCCGCAAAAGAGAAGCCUCCCUUCUUGGAUGAGUUCCAAAGAAAGUGCGAACAAGUCGGGCGAAAAGAAGAAGCAGGCCGAUUCUUCUGGAGGUUCCAAAAAACAAGCCAAAGGAAAUGGUGAUUCCUCUUCACAUCAAACUACCCGAAGUAUCUCGGACUUCUCGAAACUUUUGGAUGGAGUUGUCUUUGCGCUGUCGGGGUUUGUUAACCCUGAGAGGAGCACUCUAAGAUCGCAGGCUUUAGAGAUGGGGGCUGAAUAUCGACCUGACUGGACCUCGGAUUGUACUUUGCUUAUUUGUGCAUUCUCAAAUACUCCUAAAUUUAGGCAAGUUGAAUCUGACAACGGAACCGUUGUCUCAAAGGAAUGGAUAUUGGAGUGUUAUAAACAGAGAAAGCUUGUUGAAAUCGAGCCUUACCUUAUGCAUGCAGGGAAGCCAUGGCGAAAAAUUAAUGAGCUAUUUGAGACUAAGAGAGAUCAGAAAAGUGCGCCACCUAAAGAGCUUCAAGAAAAAUCCGAAAGGUCACAUGUAAAGACAAUUAAUUCGGCAGCAUCUGAGGUAAGAUGUUCAGAUAAAGCUAAGGAUUAUUUUUCUCCUUCCAAAAUAAAAAAGUGGGCUUUGGAUGAUUUGAACCAAACAGUGUCAUGGCUGGAGAGUCAAGAUGAAAAGCCAGAGCAAAGUGAACUAAAGGCUAUCGCUGCAGAGGGGAUUUUCACUUGUCUCCAAGAUGCCAUAGAAGCUCUUGAACAAAACCAUAGUAUUCUACAAGCGACCGAGCAGUGGAAAUUCGUUCCUCGUGUAGUCCAAGAGCUUGCGGAGCUCGAGAGUAAAAGGAAAAAGGGUUUAUCCGCAAAGAAAGAACUCGCCGAAUUAGCUACCAAAUGCAAGGAGAUUUACGAGAUCGAGUUCAACCACUCGAACUUUUCUCCUAAGAACACCAAGGAACAAAAAGGUGAUAGCAACAAGGAAGAGUAUGACAGUGAUGAGACUAUAGAGAUGACUGAAGAGGAAAUAGAACUUGCCUGCAAAAACCUUUCUAAGUGUUGAGAAUGAUAAGUGAAAUGCUUUUGUUACAUACAUGUAGACACUUCUGUUGUUUUCUGUUCUUUUAUAGCUUUUUAUGGAAUAUGUUUUGAUUUCAUAAGCAUGUUAAUAGCUGCAAAUCAUUUUGCUGAGUUCGAGUUUGGCGUCA
Ananas comosus (pineapple) is the source of this 1338-nucleotide messenger RNA. Its product is annotated as DNA-repair protein XRCC1. Gene Ontology annotation, biological process: single strand break repair; base-excision repair; double-strand break repair via nonhomologous end joining. The coding region runs from base 105 to 1193 and encodes 362 amino acids. The record is from RefSeq and is a predicted model, not a curated record. NCBI's taxonomy places the organism in Eukaryota, Viridiplantae, Streptophyta, Magnoliopsida, Poales, Bromeliaceae. Gene Ontology annotation, molecular function: damaged DNA binding. The transcript has 8 exons.